ACUGUUGUACUCUUCCAUGCACUUGUUUCAGCCCAUCCAUUAGAAACUGUGGACAUCCUGUUUUCAAGAUCAAAGAGGGAAUCAUCAACAGAUUUCCGCAAGUAUGAAAUCUUGAAAAAUAACUACUCUAUUAUCACCCUUGGAAAAGAAGAAGAUGGAAAGAAAUUCUUUUGUAAGGAAAAUGCUAUUUACACAGCUACCUGCAGGGAGCGUUUCUCUUUUAGUUAUAUAAACAGCACCAAUAUGGCCUUCCAAAUAAGAAAUAUAAUGUCUCAAGAUGCUGGCCAAUAUUCCUGUCAAGCAUAUUUCACUGGGGCUAACAAAGAGAACGACCCACAAUAUGAACAUGUCUAUUUGAUAGUACAAGGUAAAGUAUGUACAUUUACCUAUUUAUAA
Messenger RNA from Pocillopora meandrina, 396 nucleotides. Lineage: Eukaryota; Metazoa; Cnidaria; Anthozoa; Scleractinia; Pocilloporidae. The record is from the annotation of a GenBank genome assembly.